AUGGAUGAACAUUACACUUAUUUUAAUAAGCCUCAAAUGUUGAGGUUGUUGGAAGAAAUGCAUGUUAUGUGCACAAAGUCAAAAGAAAAUUACAGUUGUUAUCAACCACCCUUGUUUAACAUUGAUCUUGACCAUGUUGUACCAGAUGAACUGCUACUUUGUGUGACAGAUAUUCUUACUGGAAACUUGGUGUUGGAAUGCAUUGAUGGGGACAAAGAGGAAGAUAUUGACUAUCCAAGAGGUUCAGUUUGUGGAUUUCACCUACAGAAGCUAAUUGAGACGGUUAGAUCUUGUGGUGUGUCUUUUGAUGUGUGGGAAAAGAGAGAUGCUGAUGGGAAAUCGAGUGGCCAACAUGACAGGACCAGCUUGAUGGGGUCAGAUAAGAAGCAUCUUCUGGCAGAAUUACUCAAACGAUGA
Molecule: messenger RNA, 417 nt
Organism: Paramuricea clavata
Lineage: Eukaryota; Metazoa; Cnidaria; Anthozoa; Malacalcyonacea; Plexauridae
Source: the annotation of a GenBank genome assembly